This is a messenger RNA of Fusarium oxysporum Fo47, 1302 nucleotides long. RefSeq names its product amidohydrolase family protein. The transcript has 5 exons. Lineage: Eukaryota; Fungi; Ascomycota; Sordariomycetes; Hypocreales; Nectriaceae. The coding region runs from base 1 to 1302 and encodes 433 amino acids. The record is from RefSeq and is a predicted model, not a curated record. Gene Ontology annotation, molecular function: hydrolase activity, acting on carbon-nitrogen (but not peptide) bonds.
AUGCAGGAAAACAACAGCUUUAUCAUUGCAGAUGUCAACCUUUUCGAUGGCUAUAAAUUUGUAGCCGAUGGGUAUGUUGUUGUUCGGCGUGGGCUCAUCGCCGAGGUUGGCUGUACAAACCGAGAUGUGCCGUCUGAACAGGACUUCCCCCGCUUCUCUCGUCCAGGAUAUACACUUAUUCCAGGAUUGAUUGAUACCCAUAUACAUGCCAUGCCUAUGCCAGGUGAUAUUCACGACUGUGUUGAGCAAUCACUGCGGUUCGGCGUCACAACGAACACUCAGUCAACAAGUGAUUCCCAGAACAAGAAUAAAUACGCCGAUUAUAAGUUCUCUGGAAUUGGAGCUAUUAUCGACGGAGGAUGGCCAAUCCCUGUGAUGAAGAAGGGAUUCUCAUCUCAUCCACACUGUGAUCAACUGGUUCACAACAUAGUCUCGAAAUGGCCUUUGUUGAAGUCUCCAGCCGACGCCGAACCUUUCGUGCAAUUACAAGUCAACAAGCAUGGCGCAUCCUAUAUCAAGUUGUUCCAUGAGCUAGGGGAUAGCCUGGGCAUGAACGACCUUCCGCGGCCCUCGAUGGACAUACAGAAGGCUGUGGUAGAGGCUGCUCACAAAGCAGGAGUCAUCGCUGUUGGCCACGCUUUGAGUUACGCUGGCGCAAAGGACCUCUUUGACGCUGGAGUCGACGGCCUUACCCAUUGUUUCCUCGAUAAGCCGCCUAGUGAUGACUUCAUUGACAUCAUGCUAACACGCAAUAUCCAUUGUAACCCUACUUUGGUACUGUGUGCAUCACAGACUGUUGAGCGGCAGGAGUGGCAGCGAGAAUUCAGAAAAGAUCCCCUGGCUGAUCGCAUGAUGUUACCCAGAAAGAUGUACCAGGCGGGCAUCACUUUGGUAGCUGGAAGUGAUGCUGGCGGUCAGGAGUUUGGCGUGGCCUAUGGCCUCGGUAUGCAUAUUGAGAUGUACCUGCUCAAGCAUGAGAUUGGAAUGACACUCGAAGAUGUACUCAAGGCGGCCACCUCUAACGUGGCCAAACGGUUUGGCUUCAACGAUAGGGGCGAAAUUGCAGUUGGGAAGAAGGCCGACUUUGUCCUUCUUAAGGGAGAUGCAGACUCAGUGCUGUCAGAUAUACAACAACGCUGUCUUCCAGUUGAGGGCGUCUGGAGGGAUGGUGUUCUAGCCAAUGUCUAUGAAGAAAGAGACUGGCUGAAUGGUAUAAUGAUUAACUUUAGCUGUAUUAAGCUUAUUAUAAAGUACUUAUACUUAAUAGCUAAAGAUUAUAAAAUUAACUUACUAUAUUUUUAA